Messenger RNA from Dovyalis caffra, 1419 nucleotides. The record is from the annotation of a GenBank genome assembly. NCBI's taxonomy places the organism in Eukaryota, Viridiplantae, Streptophyta, Magnoliopsida, Malpighiales, Salicaceae.
AUGCGACCGAGAGACCCAUCUGUUGGAGGACAUCAUAAAGGAGCUCAUAGUAGUACUAUUCCUUCGUAUGGAUGUGUUCCUCUCCAUGCUCUCUCAUUAGGGGAGGAUCAUAAAGAGUAUUGCUUGCUAGCAGAGAGAAAUCUGCGCGCAAAAGUUUCAGUGAGACCUAAGAAACACAGCCCAGUGCUUUCUUCCUCUGCUUCUUCUGUUGAAUUGAGAGCUUCAGACAUGGAAAGAGAGAGAAAAGAUGGAUCCUCUCCUAGAGGAGUUAUAGAAGCUUGCUUAACAGGCUUGGAGUCCAACUCAGAUUCUACUAAAAACAGCACUGACGAAUCAGAAGUUCCUCGUUCAAGGCCACUUUCCAACUGGAGUAAAUUCUUCAAGUCAUGGAAAAGAUUUUCGCUAAAACGCUUACCCUCAUUUAUUCCUCCCCCAGUGCCCAAGGCACCAAGACAUAAGAGCAGGAGUACAAGAGAAAACACAGCUUUGAGAAAUUUAUACAACUUCAAGUCGAAAUUGCAGCAUUUCACUUUUGCUGAGCUCAAAAUUGCAACAAAUAAUUUUAGCCACGAGAACUUAAUUGGAAAAGGAGGCUUUGCUGAGGUUUACAAGGGUUGUUUGCCAGAUGGAAAAUUAGUAGCCAUAAAGCGGCUUACAAAAGGAACUCUUGACGAGAAGACUGCUGGCUUUCUAAAUGAGCUUGGCAUUAUAGCCCAUGUUGACCAUCCGAAUACUGCUAAGCUGCUUGGGUGUGGCAUUGAUGAGGGGAUGCACCUUGUUUUUGAAUUGUCUCCAUUAGGGAGUUUAGGAUCUGCUCUUCAUGGUUCACAAGUCAAGCUUGAUUGGAGUAAAAGGUAUUGGAAUUUUAUGACAUUUGUAUGCAUGGAUUUAAAUGCUACUUGUCGUGCUGUCUUUUAUGACUGUCAACCGAUUUGCGAUUUCGGACUAGCAAAGUGGCUACCGACACAGUGGACUCAUCAUAAUGUAUCCAAAUUUGAAGGCACAUUUGGCUACUUUGCACCGGAAUACUAUAUGCAUGGCAUAGUCGAUGAGAAAACCGAUAUAUAUGCAUUUGGGGUACUACUUUUGGAGCUCAUAACAGGACGUCGGCCUGUGGAUCAUUUACAACAAAGCCUUGUGGCAAAGCCUUUUCUGGAUAACAAUGAUACUAAGGAGCUUGCUGACCCUUUUCUUGGUGACAAUUAUGAUCUAGAAGAGAUGGAUCGUGUGGUUUUGACUGCCUCUUUGUGCAUUGAGCAGUCUCCAGUCCUACGCCCUCGAAUGAAGUGUGCCAAAAAAGGUAAAGGGCGUUCUCUCCUAAGAACUUAUUCAGAAGAGAUCUUCGAUGCUCAAGAUUACAACUCAACUAAGUAUCUCAACAAUCUCAAACGACACAAGGAGCUUGCUUUGGGUUCUUGA